This is a messenger RNA of Pseudomyrmex gracilis, 2032 nucleotides long. RefSeq names its product putative ankyrin repeat protein RF_0381. Bases 365 to 1729 code for a protein of 454 amino acids. The transcript has 5 exons. Gene Ontology annotation, molecular function: protein binding. NCBI's taxonomy places the organism in Eukaryota, Metazoa, Arthropoda, Insecta, Hymenoptera, Formicidae. The record is from RefSeq and is a predicted model, not a curated record.
UUUACGGGAAUCUAAUUGGCUGUACAGUGCGCAUACGCGAAAACGCGACUUCGCAGCAACACUGCAUUGAUUGUGUUGUAGUCGGAGCGAUCACGCCGGUGCACGUGGUUCUCGCCACAUUCGAAUUCAAACUCCGCGUUCGGAGAGACGUUUAUAAUUAAAUACGGUAUUCGGGCAAGAAUUUUACACAAGCCAUCCUUUGCGUAUUUAACAAGUAAUAUCUGAAUUUAUUCAUUAUUCGAGUCGAACAAUUUACAAAAUUUAUCGACACGUGGAACAGCGCAUUACCCGAUAGUUUACCUGAAAGUGCGGGAAUAACGGCCCUGUGUCUUGCUGUUAAAAAUUGACUUAAAAAUUUGUUAAGAUGUUUCUUACCGGAGGUGUUGACGUUAAUACUAACAUUUGGAAUGGCACGACAUCGUUUCACGAUGCAAUUGAAAAUAAGGAAAUAGGAAUUGCUGAAUUAGUUUUAAAUCACGGAGCUGACAUCAAUGCCAGUAAUGUUGCAGGUGAUACACUACUGCAUCUUGCUGUUCGAAGAGGACAUGUGGAUGAUGUUAAGAUGCUUUUGGACAAAGGUGCCAACGUUAAUGCUCUUAGUUAUGUUGGCACUCCGCUUCACGAUGCAAUUCAAAAUAAGGAAAUAGAAAUUGCUAAAUUACUUUUAAAUCACGGAGCUAACGUUGAUGCCACUAACUAUUUAGGUGAUACACCACUGUGUUUUGCUAUUCGAAGAGGACAUGUAGAUGGUGUUAAGCUGCUUAUAGACGGAGGUACUGACGUUAAUGCUGAAACUUAUUAUGGCAGAAGUCCGCUUCAUGAUGCAAUUGAAAAAAAAGAAACAGAAAUUGCUAAAUUACUUUUAAAUCACGGAGCUAAUGUUAAUAUCAAUUUCUCUGACGGUGUUACACCACUGUUUAUUGCUGUUCGAAGAGGAUAUGUAGAUGAUGUUAAGAUGCUUAUAGACAGAGGUGCCAACGUUAAUGCUGCAACUAAGUUAGACAUAACUCCGCUUCAUGAUGCGAUUGUAAAUGGAGAAAUAGAAAUUGCUAAAUUACUUUUAAAUCAUGGAGCUGACAUCCAUGCUUGCACCAGUACUUUUGCAGGUGAUACACCACUAUCUCUUGCUAUUACAAACCCAAAAAAAGUAAAACUUGUUACGAUGCUGUUAGACAGAGGUGCUGACAUUAAUGCUAUAUCAGAUGUCAAUAAUUCUCUCUGUUUGGAUAACGUCCGCCCUAGAAAAAUUGCUAAGAUUCUUGAACGGCAUAUAGUUAAGAUGAAAAGUGCAAAUCUCUACGUAAGUGAACAAUUAUUGUCAACGAGUAGCAAUUAUAAAAUAAGGAAUUUACAGGAUAAAUGUGAAAAAGAACUAGCAAUCAUGAAGAAUGAGAAAAUUAGUAAUACUAACAUAUCAUUUUAUGAUAUCUUGAUAAAAGAUACAAAUCUAUUAGCAAAAUGUAUGAGAAAUGAAAAUUUAGUGCAGGUUUUAGGAUCAGAUGAUUAUAAAACAAAAUUUCCAAUAUACGCUAGCAUGAUAAAUUGUAAUUUCAGAAAGGGUAUGGAAAAAAAAGAGUUGCUGGAACAAAGCACUAGAAUUUUCUAUUUUCUCUUUAACAACUUUCCUAAAUUACCACAUAUCUGUAUUGAAAAAAUAUUUAGUUACCUAAGUGAUAACGACUUAAGAAUUGUAAUAGAUACUUGUAAGCCUAGCUUACAAGUAAGCUAGUGUCAGUAAACUUAAUACUGGGAGCUUUUCACCUACGUACACAGGCGACACUGUGCAACACAGUGUCUACUAGUGUGAGUGAGACACACCGAUAUGCUCUUUCUCAUACUGUGUUACACAGUGUCGCUUGUGUAAGUAGUUGGAAAGCGUCCACUGAUAUUAAUGAUGUAACAAUUACCUCAAACACAUCUAAAGUGCUAUGUGUGUAAGUUAAGAAAGAACGAACUACUUUAAACAUUAAAUAACAGCUAUAAAAAUUUAAAGAGUAUUACUUUAUUUUAUAAAUACAGAUUACUAUCUUAU